AUAUGCUCGAUCGCGGCGAUGGCGAGGGCGGCGGCGUUCUCGCGGAGGAUUCUUGAUUGUUUUGAGUGAUCUGGGGACUCGCAUUUUGAUUCUGGAGGCCAUGGAAGGCGAGGACACGACUUGCCGAUCGCUGCUGCGGGAGCUCCAGACCAUCUGGGAGGAGAUGGGGGAGAGCGACGAGGAGAGGGACAGAAUGCUGCUCCAGCUGGAGCAAGAAUGCCUGGAUGUGUACCGGCGGAAGGUGGAUCAAGCGAAUUGCGCGAGGGCUCGGCUGCACCAGCUGCUGGCGGAUUCCGAGUCGGAGCUCGCGUCGCUCCUGUCGCUCCUGGGUGAUCGCCCUUGCACGUUAGAGAAGAGGUCGGGCACUACUCUGCGGGAGCAGCUCUUGUCCGUCUCACCUCAGUUAGAAUGCUUGCGUCUGAGGAAAGAGGAGCGGCUGAAGCAAUUUGAGGACGUCCAAUGCCAGAUACAAAGGCUCUCUCGGGAGAUAUCGCCGGGGACAUUGCAAGAGGCCGAGAAUGGACCUCUUUGUUGGAAAGAUUUAUCGCUGAGAAAGCUGCAUGAGUACCAUUGCCAGCUUCAAGAGCUUCAGGAUGAAAAGAGUAGCCGGUUUCACAAAGUCUCAGAGCUUCUCGAGGUUCUGCAGGGAUAUUGCGUCCUUUUGGGGAUAGACUACACCGAGGCUGUCAAGGAAGUGCAUCCGAGCCUUUGUGAUCCAGGCCAGAGCAGAAGUAUUAGCGAUGAGACGCUAGAGAAAUUAGGCAAGGCGAUCGAGGACAUGGAGAACGAGAAAAGUGAAAGACUGCAAAAGAUUCACAAUCUUGUUGCUCUCUUACGCGAGCUGUGGAAUCUAAUGGAUACACCUUUCGAAGAAAGGCAACCAUUUCGAAAUAUCAUCCGCAAUCUUGCGGCACCAGAGCACGAUCUAGCGGAGCCUUCUUCUCUUACUUUGAAAACCAUCGCACAGGCCGAAAAGGAGGUGGUUAGGCUAAAUCAGUUGAAAGUAAGCAGAAUGAAGGAACUUGUGCUGAAGAAGCAGGGAGAGUUAGAAGAAACUUGCAACAUGGCUCACCUGGACUGUGAUCCAAAUCUAACUCAAGAAAAAGUGGCAAGGUUACUGGAGUCAGGGAUAGUGGACUUGUCAGAGCUACUUGCUACAAUCGAAAGUAGUAUCGCGGAGGCGAAGGAAGAAUCACUCGGUAGACAAGAUAUAAUGGAAAGAAUGGAACGAUGGAUUAGUGCAUGUGAAGAAGAAAGUUGGCUUGAAGAAUACAAUAAGGAUGAAAGCCGCUUCAAUGCAACCAGAGGAGCACAUUUGAAUCUAAAACGUGCAGAAAGAGCUCGUGUCAUCGUGGCCAAACUCCCCAAUCUUCUUGAAUCAUUGAAGUCCAAAACGCGGUCUUGGGAGGACGAAAGAGGCAGGCCCUUCUUAUAUAACGGGAUUUCUCUACUGGCAAUUCUAGAAGAAUAUAGCUUGCUACGACGAGAGAAAGAAGAAGAAAAGCGCCGACUGAGGGAGGAGAAGAGAAUGCAGGAACAACUGCAAACUGAGCAGGAGCUGCUCUACGGCACAAAGCCGUCCAAAAAGGGACAGGUGGGACUUCGCGUGAGUGGAAACAAUGCAAACCGACGACUUUCGAUAGUCCCUGAGCCCUUACCCGCACCUAAGGCUAGCAAUCAGGGUCCUCAAAAGGGUAGCCGGGUGAAACGCUACUCUCCGAUGAUGAAUUACGUUGCCUUGCCUAAGGAUCCCGAAGCUUCUUCAAUUGGAUCAGCUCCGGAUUCUCCUGUUGCAGCAUGAAGCGGUUUUGAAAAUUAGGACGAUAAGCGGGGUUUAUACUGUAAGUAGAGUUUGUUUCUUUGCUAUCAAGGGUAAUCGCGUAUCCUUUCUCCAGUGCUCCGUGUUUUGUGUAUUCGGAAAGCGUAGGAGCGUGUGCUAUUUGUUCAAAGCUUUGAUUGGUGUAAAGCAUCGAUUCGAACUAAUUGUUUCGUAUUAAGUUUCAUUCAAGCUUCGGCUGUCGAGAAUUGACGCAGACAAGGUUCACACAGGUUAUGCUUUCAAAUGAUUGAAAGGCUCGCAGGCUUGACAUGCUAUGUACAAGAGAGCCGAAACAACGCUUUUAAACGGACUCCAUUCCUUGGCAGCGGGCAAGGACCAAAGCAUGGCCGGGGCCGGGGCUAGCUUACUUCCUGUCCUUCUCGAGAAUUCUCAGGGAUGCUUCACCAAAAGCGGCUACAACAUCUUCCCUGUUGCAGGCUGCAAGAAAGACACCGGGCCACCUUUCAAAGACGGCUGCGGCCUCGCAUUCUCCGUGAACGUGACCGACACUCCGGAUCCACACUCGCAGCGCGUUGGAAAGUACCCGGGAGUGGAGUUCUUCGUGGACAACGGCACCAUCGCACACCUGUCUGGGCAUGUCACCUUGGAUGAUCUCCAGUGCACGGUGAGCUUCCAGGACGGACCGGGGCUAGAGAGACUAUGCGGCCUUGUUUAGAGCCUCUGGAAGUGUCCAGGAGAAGGACAUUAGCUCCAGCGCGUCCAAGAGACGACUCUGGUACUUACCUGGAGACCACGUAAGAAGUUUUGGCCUUAUAUCGGUGCCAUUUUAGCUGAAGCGGACACGAUUUUUCGAUCA
Molecule: messenger RNA, 2636 nt
Organism: Selaginella moellendorffii
Lineage: Eukaryota; Viridiplantae; Streptophyta; Lycopodiopsida; Selaginellales; Selaginellaceae
Product: 65-kDa microtubule-associated protein 1
Exons: 14
Coding region: 101-1801 (566 amino acids)
Biological process (GO): microtubule cytoskeleton organization
Cellular component (GO): cytoplasm; spindle
Molecular function (GO): microtubule binding
Source: RefSeq, a predicted model, not a curated record